AAUAAGGAAAGUGUCAUCUUUCUGAAAGGAGAGAGCUGUUAGCAAGGGAAGCCGAGCCACAUUGCAGCAGAGCACGAGCUCUCACUCUCAAAGACACCGGAGCAGAGCACAUCAGAUCUGCUUCUUGGAUUCAUUUCACUUCACAUUUCACCCUCUCUCUCUCUCUCUCUCUCUCUCUCUCUCUCUCUCUCUCUCUCAUUCUCUCUGUGUAAGAGAAUUCAGGGGCACUGUUGCUCUGUAUCUCCGUCUGCCCAAUAAGCUGACAACACUCAGGAUAACGGUCAAUUCUCAAGCAUCCAGAAGACGGUGGCGGCAAGAAGGAAAAUGGUGAGUCUCCGGUGGCUCUCGCCGGAGCUCCGGUGAGUGCGGGGGCGGCGCCGGGAGGGGGAUUAGGAAGAUGUUCAAGCCGGCGAGAUGGAGGAGCGAGAAGAACAAGAUCAAGGCCGUGUUCAAGUUGCAGUUUCAUGCGACCCAGGUGACACAAUUGAAUGUGGAUGCAUUAAUGGUGUCUGUGGUUCCCGGUGAUGUGGGGAAGCCAACAGUGAAAAUGGAGAAGGCCACAAUAAGAGAGGGGAGAUGCCAAUGGGCCAAUCCAGUUUACGAGAUGGUUAAAUUCGCUAGAGAUCCCAAAACUGGGAAAAUAAACGAAAGGAUUUACCAUUUUAUCGUGUCCACGGGAGCCGCAAAAUCUGGUUUCGUCGGUGAAGCUUCGGUAGAUUUUGCAGAUUACGCAGAGGCGACCAAGGCUUCCUCUGUUUCCCUCCCUUUAAAGAAUUCAAGCAUUGAUGCUAUAUUACAUGUUUCAAUUCAGAGGCUGCAGGAAAAUGUUGACAACAGAGAGGUGGAAGAAAGUGAAGAUACAAAAGUUAAAUUGCAAGACAGGAGCUUGAGAUCCCACUUAAGCAACAGUGACAAAGACGGGAGCAAUGAGAACACCAAUAGUAGUUCUGCAGAAGAUGUGCUAGUCAAUAAGACCAUCAUCACUCAAAAUGCCGAAUUGAAUGGUAGCUUCAGAGCCUCUAGUGGAUCUGACUUAACUAUUUCUAGCUCCGAGAGCAGCUCAGGACUGAACACGCCUCGGGAACAUAGCGUUAGCAAUGCUAUCGUUCCACACGAAUCUAAUGGCUUCCAAUCCUCCAUGAGCAAUAUGUUACUGCCUCACGGACAGAAAUGGGGUUGGUCCGCCAGUUUGGGUCACGAAGUGGUUGCUGAUAUGUCAGAAGCCAAUCUGGAGGGAAAGUUGGAGAUGGCUUCAGACUCUGAGAUAGAAAGACUCAGAACCGAGCUAGCAGUGAUGGCUAGGCAGGUGGACAUGUCGGAGUUGGAGUUGCAGACUCUCAGGAAGCAAAUUGUGAAGGAGAGUAAAAGGAGCCAAGAUCUCUCUCGAGAAGUAGUUUGCUUGAAGGAGGAGAGAGAUGCACUAAAAUGGGAAUGUGAGAAUUUUAAGUCCUUACACAGGUCAUCGGUGAAGAAGAUAUUGGAGUGUGAGGACGGGGAUCUGCGAGCUCUCCUAGAAGAAGCUAGAGAAGAACUGGAUCACGAGAAAAACCUUAAUGCAAAUCUCCGGUUGCAAUUGCAGAAAACCCAGGAAUCAAAUGAGGAAUUGAUUCUUGCUGUAAAAGAUUUGGACGAAAUGCUGGAGCAGAAGAAAAUUGAAAUGGGUUAUCGUUUCAGCAAAUCGGGAUUAUAUGAAAAUAAGGAAUUUCCAAGCGAAGGUGUCUCGAGAUGUGAUACAGAUGAAGAUGAAGAACAAAAGGCAUUAGAAGAGAUUGUUAAAGAGCACAGAGAUGCCAAAGAAACGUAUCUGCUGGAGCAGAAGAUCCUGGACCUCAAUAGUGAAGUAGAGAUCUACAGAAGAGAUAGAGAUGAACUAGAAAUGCAGAUGGAGCAGAUCGCACUCGAUUAUGAGAUAAUGAAGCAGAAAAAUCACGAAAUUUCCUGUAAGUUGGAGCAAAGCCAAUUGCAGGAACAACUAAAGAUGCAGUGCGAGGGCUUGCCUUUUCGAAAUACGCAAGAAUUAGAGAACAAGAUUCAGAGCUUGGAAAACGAACUCAAAAAGCAGUCUGAAGACUUGACUGAAUCUGUAACCACCAUUGAUGAACUUCGCGCUCACAUGAAGAGCUUGGAAGAAGAGCUGGAGAGACGGGCAAGAGAGUUUGAAGCCGAUCUGGAAGUCAUAACUCGUGCCAAGGUGGAACAAGAGCAAAGAGCCAUCCAAGCAGAGAGAGCCUUGCAAACGAUGAAGAGGAAGAAUGUUAAUACCGCUGAGAGGCUUCAGGAGGAAUUCAGAAGGCUAUCUGAGCAAAUGGCUUCAACUUUUACCGCAAAUGAGAAAGUGGCCAUGGGAGCCCUCACAGAAGCUGGUGAGCUGAAGAUGCAGAAAAUUCAACUUGAUGAGAUGCUCCUGAAAGCCAAUGCGGAGUUACAGUUAGUCAAGAACUCAUACGAAAUAAAACUCGCUGAACUUUCUGAUCAAAUAAGAGAGAAAAAAAAUCAGAUAGACAACAUGGCUUUGGAGAUUGAUGAAAAGUCCGAGCAGCUCGAAGAUUGUAAGAAGCAGGAGAAGGAAGUUACAGAGAAUCUACUCCACGAGAUAAUAACACUCAAAGCUGAGAUCACAAGGCUCCAUGCAGAUAAUAAUCUCCUCUCUAAACAAGCAGGACAGGAAGACAAUUUGAAGGAAGAGCUGAGACAGCUGAAGAAAUCAAUCACAGAGGCAGAGCUGGCGGUUCAGAGAGGAAAUGUGGAAAGAAAUGAACUGGUGAGUGCAUUAGCUUUGGUGAAGAAAGAGUUGGAGGAUUCACUUGUGGAAUUGAAACACUCGAGGCUUUUGAGGGAUGAGAAGGAUAUUACGAUCUGCAAAUUAGAAACAGAGCUCAAAACACUGAGAGUUCAGUGUAAUGAUUUGAAAAAUUCGCUUGUUGAGGACAAGUCAGAGAAGGAGAAUCUGAGAAAGCAAAUAAACCAGCUGAAGGGAGACCUGAAAAAUAAGGACAACGCCUUGAUGGGCAUUGAGAAAAGAGUCAAGGAAAGCAAUGGCCGUGCAGCUAUUUCUGAGGGAACAAAGAAUGCAACAAGAAACAAUAAAGUGGUUCCACUUGCUAGCAGCAAUAAAGAGGUCUCAAAUCUCAGGGAAAAACUGAAGUUGCUAGAGGGUCAAAUAAAGUUGAAAGAAGCUGCUUUGGAAGACUCGGCGAAUUCUUUUCUGGAGAAGGAAAAGAGUUUCAAAAGCAAAAUUGAAGAGUUGGAAAGUAGAUUGGACGAACUCAACCACUUUUACCCAUUUAACAAGGUUUCCAACAACUCAUGUCGUACGAAGAUAAGUUUGCUAAUUAAAGUAUACCACCAAAUUCAAAAGGUUGCUGAAGCUACCGGAGGAAUCACUCCAGAAAGUGUUUCGCCAAAAGAAUCAUGCUCAUCCACAGAAAAUGGAAACUUGACUAACAGAAAUGAUGAAGCCCUGUUGGACAGAGAAGUAAAGAAAAAUGCAGCGAAUGCUACAGAGGACGAUAAUAGUCAUCUGUCAAAAGAACUGGAAUUGAUGAAGGAGAGGAAUCAAUUAAUGGAAAGUGAACUAAAGGAACUGCAGGAGAAAUAUUCCGAGAUGAGUCUCAUGUUCGCGGAGGUGGAAGGCGAAAGGCAACAGCUCGUCAUGACUCUGCGCAACCUCAAAAACUCCAAGAAGAAUUGAUUUAUUUAUUUUUCUCAUUUCACAGAAAGAUGGAUAGGCACAUUGUACAGUUUAAGCAUGGGGAUGAACAUUGAGAAUCCAGACAUGAGCCAUCAGGGUCAAUAAGAGUAUACCUAUGAUACCUAUUCUGAGUGCUGGCUUCUCUGAUUGGCAUUAUACAUCAUUAGAUAGGUUUUUCAUUUGUUAAUUUUUCUUACGGGGUAAACUCUUUUGUUUAUACAUAAUUUGUCUGGCGUGUCUCUAUCCAUGCAAACUUACUAUUUAGGUGUAUUGUUUGUAUUUGUCUUGGGAAGUAAUGAUCAAUCUAUGUUUAUUUGUUUUCA
Syzygium oleosum is the source of this 4014-nucleotide messenger RNA. RefSeq lists its product as uncharacterized. The coding region runs from base 398 to 3691 and encodes 1097 amino acids. NCBI's taxonomy places the organism in Eukaryota, Viridiplantae, Streptophyta, Magnoliopsida, Myrtales, Myrtaceae. The transcript is spliced from 10 exons. The record is from RefSeq and is a predicted model, not a curated record.